CAGUCCCAGGCUCCACGCUCCAGGAAGUUUUUCUGCAGUUUCUGUUUUGGUUUCUUUUCCUGCUGAGCCAGGCUGGCAGUCAGCUCGCACCAUGAAGUUCCUGAAGGCUGCUGUAAUCCUUGUUCUUGCGCCCACUCUGACGCCGGCUUUUGACCCUCUCAGCGCUUCAAUCGUGGCGGGAAGCGCUGUCAUGGCUUGGCACCUCUUCUCCUCCGACUCCUGGCUCAAGUGCCGCUUCCAGGAGUGCUGCAAAAAGAAUGGCACUGUGAGCUUCAGAGCGCUGAAGGCGCAGCUGGACAACAGGCUCUUCGGGCAGCACCUUGCCAAGGACGUGGUGCUGAAGGCGGUGCUGGGCUUCAGCAACAACCCCAGCCCCAAGAAGCCGCUGAUGCUGUCGCUGCACGGCUGGGCCGGCACCGGCAAGAACUUCCUCAGCCAGAUCCUGGCGGAGCAGGUCCACCCCGCCGGGCUGCGCAGCAAGUUCGUCCAUCUCUUCCUGGCCACCCUGCACUUCCCCCAUCACGACCAGGUCAAGCUCUACAAGGAACAGUUGCAGAACUGGAUUCGAGGCAAUGUCAGUGCCUGUCCCUCCUCUGUCUUCAUUUUUGAUGAGAUGGACAAAAUGCAUCCAGGUGUCAUUGAUGCCAUCAAGCCCUUCUUAGACUAUUACGAGGAGGUUGAUGGAGUUUCUUACAGGAAAGCCAUCUUCAUCUUCCUCAGCAAUGCAGGUGGUGAUUUAAUUAACAAAGCAGCUUUUGACUUCUGGUCAAGUGGAAAGCGCAGGGAAGAUAUUCAGUUGAAAGACCUGGAGCCCUUGCUCUCUGUAGGAGUCUUCAACAACAAGAAUAGUGGGCUGUGGCACAGCAGCAUCAUUGACAGGAACCUCAUUGACUACUUUGUCCCUUUCCUGCCCCUGGAGCAAAGGCACGUGAAGAUGUGUGUCAGGGCUGAAAUGAGAGCCCGUGGCUAUGCUGUGGAUGAGAAGAUUGUUCAGGCAGUGGCUGAUGAGAUGACUUACUUCCCCAAGGAGCAGAAGAUCUACUCUGAUAAAGGCUGCAAGACUGUACAGGCCAAGUUGGAUAUUCACGAAGAUCUUGUGAUGAGAGAGAUGAAAGCCAGGGGUUGAUUUCUACUUUGAGUCUCCAAAGCACUUUCAGAGCUUUUGGAAAUCUGUGUAUUUGCACUUACACUUUUUUACUGUUGCAGGGAGUAUGGUGAAAAUACCAGAGUGAGCUGUGUGGGCUUUGUAGCUUGUGUGAUUGGUUUUGGGGGUUUUGGUUUUCUUUUUAGUUUUUUGGGGUUUUUAAACUUAAUAUAGAAUUGGGACUUGGAGAUCAUCUACUGCCAUCCUCUGCCAUGGGCAGGGACACUUUCCACUGAAUCAGGUCAUUCAUAGUCCCAUCCAGCCUGGCUUUUAAGCGCUGUUCAUCUCUGAACUGCUUGGUAUUCCAGUCUUGCCCCCUUUAGUUUUCUUUUAAUCUGUAGAGAGUUUCUAGUGUGACACAGCACUGGAUACAGCCUCUCCUGCUUUAGUCUUCCAGAGUGCUGGGAUUAUUAAGUAUUUAAUUCCUCUUUAGUUUUCCACAUAAACUAGAUUGGAACAAAGGGAAACAGAGGAAUUUUUCCAGAUAGUCAUACUCCCUUCCAUGUACAUGGUCCUGUUCAUAGUGAAAUGGAGGGAUGUGUGCUGUAUUCUGAACUAUGAUCUUAUCUGCAAGGAUGAACUCCUUGGUGCAUUGCAGUAAGAGGAUGAUGUGGUAGAAAUCUUCCUGUGCUUCAGGUGGGCAUCAUCCUACAUCUCCUAGUGCAGUAAUAGGGGAAGUCAGUAUGAGCUCCUUAAAUCUGUUUGUUACUAAAUAACAGAGAGCAGGGGAAGAGGAAGUAAGAGCUUGCCCCAUGUUUCUUUGGGGAAAAAUAAAUUGUUACAAGUGUUCUUUAAAGGGACUAAGUAAAUUGUGACUCCAGGUCUUCCUGUACUGAGGGACCCAUCUGAGAGAUCUGUAACAACAUACUAGGCCAGUCUUCUGUUCUAAAGCAGAAAAAUCUCUCAUGAGAAUUUGACUGUUGCACUUUGUCAGGUUAAUCUGUGUGGGCUCCUGGGCCUGAAGUCUGUAAGGUCUUUAGUCGUCCCUCCCUGCUGCUCCUAAUGGUCAAGGUGUGGAUAAUGCUACUCUCACUUUGCUUGGAAGACACUUGAAUGGAAGAAAUUAUUUUUAAUAGUGUAUUUUUAUGCAGAAGUGUAAGCAACAGUAACAAUCCUAUACCUCAGUAGUUAGGUAUGUUUUCUAGUAGCUUUUAAUGUUAAAAAAUGCAUGUGUGAAAGGGUGAGUGAUGAGUUAAGAAGCUGGGAAAGAUCAAUUUAACCUUCACCCAGUGGGGAGGCUGGGUUUUAAAUGCUGUUGCAAGCUUUAACUCCUAGUCUCCCAUCACUUGUGUAUUGAAUGUUGUAAUGCAAGACAGAAGUGCCUUUCACUUUGCUGAUUGUACUGUGGUUUUAAAUUAGUACAAGAGAUGGGGCUGUUCUUGUGCUGCAUCAUCUAUUCCCUCAUUUGUUCUUAAACUUCCUUGAAGAGGUGAUGCUAAAUUAUAAUCAUUACAAUUAUGUUAAUUAAAAUUACAACAGAGUUUAGCGCUCGUGUUAAGCUCUAAAUUAAAAGUGUUGAUUGCCUUUCACAGCCCCACUGGUGUUUGUCAAACGUUGGCAAGCUGUUCACAGUGACGAAAUCUCCAGAGCCAAACACUAGUAAGCCAUUAACCUUGGGACAUUGGACUGUCACUUUUCAGUGUGAUGUUUUGCCUUCUAACUGAUUUAUUCAUAGUUGUAUAUGCUGCAUCCAGUUUCACUUACUCCAAAAAGAAAAUAUUUGUGCUAUUUCAAAACACUAAAUACUACCAUACUGCAGUUGCAAUAAAAACCUAAGUUACUUCUUC
Hirundo rustica (Barn swallow) is the source of this 2931-nucleotide messenger RNA. Its product is annotated as torsin-1B-like. The transcript is spliced from 5 exons. Gene Ontology annotation, biological process: protein localization to nucleus; nuclear membrane organization. NCBI's taxonomy places the organism in Eukaryota, Metazoa, Chordata, Aves, Passeriformes, Hirundinidae. Gene Ontology annotation, molecular function: kinesin binding; ATP hydrolysis activity; ATP binding. Gene Ontology annotation, cellular component: nuclear envelope; endoplasmic reticulum; endoplasmic reticulum lumen. The record is from RefSeq and is a predicted model, not a curated record. The coding region runs from base 92 to 1126 and encodes 344 amino acids.